AUGCGCCGUGAAGCUGUUGAAGCUUCCUUGAGCACUUUACCUUCAAACAGCUUUGAUACCCAUCUCACCUCUCGUCAGCACACCAGUCCCAAGAAGAAAACCUCCUCCAGAUCAAACAGACCCCAGCCAGCCACCUCCAGCUCCAGCCGAUCAGAACCCAAAUCACAAGAAUAUUUCCGGAGUGCUAUCACCGCCAAACGGAAAAAACCCAGAGCAGCUCCCUACCCCAAGAAGAAACCAAUCCCAGCGGUUCCAAAGGAAACAAAGUAUUCUCCAUCACCCAAACUCCGACUCAUUGACUGUGGAUUGGUCUUAUACAAAGGAAAAAAACCGGCUAAUGAUCCUUUGCUAUUCAACAUCAAACAAACAGUGAAUAUCAAGAAUCCCAAUCUCUUUGAAGAACUAAAACGACAGCUCUUGGUCAAAUUUACUCCGGAGAUCCUUGAAUGCAUUUCUCUGGAACAACUUCCUCGGGACGUUGAACAAAAUCUUAGCCUCCUCCAUGGAAAGAGUCACCUGACCGAUUUAGACGCCUUACUAUUUGUUGUCCACAAGUCCACUGACAAGAAGCCAGUGCAAGUCGACUUAGCGUACCAAUAUCGCUCAAAGGAAAAGAAAACUGAUCCAAUAGAAGAUGGCAAUUUGGAGAUUACUGAAGUCCAAACAAGAAAGAAGACCUCUGCCCAAACAAAAUUGCAAAAGAUUCCAUCUGAUUUAGAAGAUGACAAUUUGGAGAUUAGUGAAGUCCAAACAAGAAAGAAGACCUCCUCCCAAACAAAAUCACAAAAGAUUCCAUCUGAUUUAGAAGAUGGCGAUUCAGAGAUUAGUGAAUUCCUAGCAAGAAAGAAGACCUCCGCCCGGCUGAAAUCACAAAAGAUUCUGUCCGAUUUAGAAGAUGACGAUUCAGAGAUGAGUGAAGUCCAACCAAGAAAGAAGACCUCCUCCCAAACAAAAUUGCAAAAGAUUCCAUCCAAUUAUGAAUCAUCUGAUUCUGAUCAAUCCACGUUGCCAACACAAUUGGUCGCCAAAUCCAAAAACACAGCAAUGUCGUCUGACCAAGAAUUGCAGGAAUAUCCCUCCCAUGAAACUGAAGUACCUAGAUCCAAGACUACUUGA
Messenger RNA from Puccinia graminis f. sp. tritici CRL 75-36-700-3, 1116 nucleotides. RefSeq lists its product as uncharacterized. The transcript has a single exon. NCBI's taxonomy places the organism in Eukaryota, Fungi, Basidiomycota, Pucciniomycetes, Pucciniales, Pucciniaceae. The coding region runs from base 1 to 1116 and encodes 371 amino acids. The record is from RefSeq and is a predicted model, not a curated record.